UCAGAUUUUGAAAUUACAAAUGAUUGAAAACCACCAUGGCACGUUAAACCUAUGUAACAAACCUGCACAAUCUACACAUGUACCCCAGAACUUAAGAGUACAAUAAAUAUAGAAAAAGAAACUACAAAUGAAAAUGCUGUUGAAGUGUUGUACCAGUUUAAAUAGCUAGGAAACGAAAUAUCAAUCUCUAUAAUCCAUCUAGACAAAAGCACUUACUUUUUAAAAGAGGAAGAUGUUUUGGGGACCAAAAGAGAGAAAACCUCUGUGAAAGAUCCCCAGCCAUGAUUGGCCCCUGCUUUGCUCUGAGCUCAUGAAAAGCCUUUGUGAUGUCAUAACAGACAGGCCUAUAUAAGGCCCUGGCUGGGUCAUGGUUUUUGGUCUGAGAAAUCCCUGGAAGCUUUUUUGGUGACCUGUGGACUCAGACCAGCUUAGCGAUUACGAGUUGUUUGGCGGGGUGGGGGGAGUUUUUGUGGGAGGGGCGUUGUUGUGUUUUUUAGUUAGUAUAGUUAAUAUAGUUGGUACUGUUUCUUAGCAUUUUAGUGUUCUUUGGGAUAGUUAGUAUUGUUAAUGUUUUAGCGUAGUCCAUAGAGUUAGAGUAGUUACUUGUAUAUAGUUAGUGUAGACAAAGUAGGCACCAUGAGGCAGGUGGAACAGCCUCCACCCCACCUGCCCUGCGGCCACCUUAUUAUCAAAUACUAAACUUUAUAGGCCGUGGUGCCUUUGGGGAGGUCACGCUGGCCCGCCACUUAAUGACUGGCACCCGGGUGGCGGUGAAAACAAUCGACAGAACCGGCUUCCUCUCUAGCCACAGAGAGAUGACUGUUUUACAGUCGGUGAGCCACCGAAACAUCAUUAAGUUAUAUCAUAUUAUUAACAGCAAAGAGGCGUGCCAUUUCGUUCUAGAAUACGCCGCAGGAGGAAGCCUGUCUAACUGGAUUGAACGAAAUAUCGUGGAGGAGGAGGAGGCCCGAGGCAUGUUCCAACAAAUGCUGUCCGCCGUGAGGUACCUCCACCGCCGCAGCAUCGCUCACCGAGACCUAAAACCAGACAACAUGCUGUUAGAUGUUAAGGGAAACAUAAAAAUUGCUGAUUUUGGAUCGGCCACGAGUUACCAUGAGGGGCAGAGGCUGACAAUAGCUCAUGGGACCCUGGCCUACAUGGCCGCAGAACUCUUCGGGGCCCAGGGCUAUGAAUGCCCCGCCAUGGACAUAUGGAGCCUAGGCGUCACGCUGUUCCAGAUGGUGUCCAACAACCUGCCCUUCUCCGCAGUGAGUCGUACGCAACUGAAACGCCUAAUUCUAUCUGGCCAGUAUGUUAGCCCGCAGUACUUUUCUGAAAACCUUAAAAGACUAAUUAAAAACCUUUUAAUGCCUGAUCCCAAUGAGCGGCCGACAGCAGACAAAGUCAUGGGGGAAUCAUGGGUGAACAACGGCCUUCACAGGAAGUCAGACCCCCAGCAUGCCCCCACGGCCUCCCUGACCAUCGAGCGUACUUGUGGAGAUUUAGAAAACUUGGCACGGCAAGCCCUCCAGUGUGACCGUGUGGCCUCCUCCAUUGUAAGCGCCAUAGGCGGUGGUGGUGCUUUAGAAACCUUGGCAGAGCAAGCCCCCCAGCGUGACCUCGUGUCUGCAGCCUCCACCAAGUGCUCCACCGGCAGUGAAAAUUUAGAAACUUUGGCUCAACCAGCCCUCCCGCAUAACCUCAUGGCCGCCUCCAUCCUGAUCACCACCCAGAGCACCGUGUCUCCACAACCAGGACACGAAGGCAGCGUCCUCCAAGCUGGGCAGCCCGAGGCUGUGUUGGCCCGGCCAACAAGAGGCUGGAGCUGCCGCAGGGCUGCCCGAAGGUGCAUUGCCAUAAUAAGGAGAUGCUGCUGCUGCCUGUGCCCACCCAAGAGGCAGAGGAAGAGGGUCCACCCAAGAGAAAAAAUUGGAGAGGACAAAGGCCCUGAGGUCCAAGAACAUUGAAACCUGAGAUGCCCAGGAGCAACGUUGGAGCCUGCAGCACUUUAUAUAAAAAAAUAUAAAAAUAAAUGUAUCAUUCUGAUAAAUGACCAUUUCUUGCUUCUUGCAAAUUUUGUAGUAGCAUUGGAAAGGUGGCACGUGGGUUGCAGACACUCUGCUGCUUUGUGCCCUCCCUGCACAGGACCAGGGCUAAGAGAAGGGCAAGGCUGGAGGCAAAAGAAAAGGCAGAUUUACUAGCACCUGCCUUAGUUGAAAGAAAAGCGGGGAUAAUGAAAGGAUGGAGGAGGACGUGGAAGAGAGCAAGUAAAAGAUAUAGCUAAACCAGAGUCUAAACCUGGUCCAGACUGGAGAACGGUCUAUAAAGAUCAUGCAGUUUACCCCUGUGCAAUACCUAGUGGUGGGAUGUGAUACAAACUGGUGGGUCACUGUCUCACACUACUACUAUUGUGGCUAUAGGAGUAUCAGGUAAAAAUGAAGAAAAACAAACCAAUCAAAAUAUGUCACUGGAAGGCAAGAGGUGUGGCACAAGUUCUUAUAUCUUCCCAGCUGCCCUGUUCCUUUGUUGGGGAGGAAUCUGCUCCAAAAACUACAAGUACAAAUUUCUUUUAAGCCUAAAGAUAACAAGACUUUAGAUUUUAAGUAACCAAAGACUAUGGUAUUAGCCUUCACAGUGGCAAUUAUUUGCUAGGGAUAUUUCUUACACAAGAAAUCAUCCCUCGCUUCGGCCUACCUGCCACCAUCCAGUUGGACAAUGGUCCAGCAUUUACUGCCCAAGUAGUCCAGCUUGGUGCUGAGUCCCUCAACAUCUAGAUACUACACAUCCCUUACCAUCCUCAGUCAUUGGGUAAAGUUGAACAGGCCAACGGCAUCCUCAAAGACCAUUUGGCCAAACUUGCUAUUGAGGUAAAACUCUCUUGGCCCACACUCCUACCUCUUGCCCUGGCCCAUAUCCGGGCCACCCCACGGGGGCCAAUAGGCCUGAGCCCCUUCGAAUUGCUGUACGGCCGGCCUUUCCUGGUUUCCCAUAAUCUCCCUGUGUGACCGCCACCACUGGCCUCCUACCUUUCGUUUCUCUCUCUCCUGUGCCAAGUACUCAGGGA
Messenger RNA from Callithrix jacchus (white-tufted-ear marmoset), 3064 nucleotides. Its product is annotated as serine/threonine-protein kinase MARK2-like. The record is from RefSeq and is a predicted model, not a curated record. Lineage: Eukaryota; Metazoa; Chordata; Mammalia; Primates; Cebidae. Gene Ontology annotation, biological process: intracellular signal transduction; protein phosphorylation. Gene Ontology annotation, cellular component: cytoplasm. Gene Ontology annotation, molecular function: protein serine/threonine kinase activity; ATP binding.